Rotaria sp. Silwood2 is the source of this 1368-nucleotide messenger RNA. The record is from the annotation of a GenBank genome assembly. Lineage: Eukaryota; Metazoa; Rotifera; Eurotatoria; Philodinida; Philodinidae.
AUGACAGCCACUAUUCAAGUUCCUGUUCGUAACACUCAUGCUAUAUUGUCUGCUCGUGAGAUUUGUCGGGCAAUUAAACAAAGUGAUGCCUCAUUAAGACAAGCAUAUCCUUUUUUAUACCAUCAAGAUUGGAUCUGCGCAAUAAUAUUCACGAGUUCAUUAUUAUUAAUGUCAUUAUUUUCAUAUCUUUAUAUAUCGGGCUAUAUUUCUGCAAUCUUGACAAUUGUCUUAAUAGCAUUACCAUUAUCCUUGUUACAUGAAUUAGAACAUGAUAUUAUUCAUAAUUUAUAUUUUAAACAAUAUAGAUGGAUUCAAAAUUUAAUGUUUACAUUUAUUUGGAUUGCUAAAUUACAUGGUUCACCUUGGUAUCGUCGUCAAUUACAUUUAAAACAUCAUCUUUUAUCUGGUCAAAUAAACGAUGCAGAAGAAAGAUUAAUUGGAUUAGGUUUACCACCAGAUUACAAAAGAAUGGCUGUUAGUAUACAUCCAUUUGGUGGACUCUUGGUUAGUGAUGAUAUUAGUAGAGAUGCGAAAUUUCUUAAUUUAACUACUAUGAAACUACACAAUGCACCAAUGGCACUUAUAUUUUUCUUUAUUACUCGAAUUUUUUUUGUUUAUAACUUAUUAUUUUUUAUUUAUUUCUGUUUAAAUUAUGAUAUCAAUACAAUAUAUGGUAUUCAUACAUUUUAUCCAAUUAUUCAUAAUUUAGCAAUUUGUUUAUGUUUUUCAAAUUUAUUCCGACAAGGUUGUUUAGUAUUAAUGUCUAAUGCUUGUCAUUAUUAUGGUGAUAUACCUUUGAAUACUGUGUUUUAUCAAAAUCAAAUAUUAGACUCGUGGUAUGUUUUACCAUUUCAAUUAUUUUGUUUUAAUUUUGGUGCAACACACAUUAUACAUCAUCAUGUUGUUUCACAACCAUUUUAUAUUCGACAUUUUACGGCUAUACAAGUAAAAGAUAUUAUGAUUCAAUUAGGCAUACGUAAUAAUGAUUUUGGUAUAUUAUGGAGAAAUAAUCGUUACACUGUCGAUUCAGAAGAAGAUGAAAAACAAGAAUUAUAUGGUAAAUAUUGGUUUGCUGCAUGUUUAUUGUUAGGAUUUCCUUUAUAUAUAUUAUGGGAUAUGAUGGUCAUGCAUAAAUCAAAUAAAAAUAUAUUUAAAUUAAUUCGAAAAAAAUUAUUUAAGAAAAAUAUAAAAAAACUUGAUAAAAAUAUUGAUAAUGAUUUAACAACUAAUAAGAAAAUAGUUGAUAAUAAUGACACAGUAACGGAUUCUGAUGUAAAACAAUUUAAUACAUUAGUUAAUCGAAUGGCAUUAUCCAAUGUGUCAGCAGAUCAAGUCGAAGAAGUUAGUGCGGCAGUUAUUGAUGCUUAA